This is a messenger RNA of Oncorhynchus gorbuscha (pink salmon), 1569 nucleotides long. RefSeq names its product zinc finger protein 664-like. The annotation marks the transcript as partial. Lineage: Eukaryota; Metazoa; Chordata; Actinopteri; Salmoniformes; Salmonidae. The record is from RefSeq and is a predicted model, not a curated record. Gene Ontology annotation, cellular component: nucleus. The transcript has 2 exons.
UUUCAACAGCAACAACAGUUCGUCAGUCACCUUGGUAGCUUGCUAGACAAAAUAGCCGAACCAAUAAAGCUCUUUAGACGCUUUCGUUGAUAUUAGCCACUGUGUUUUAAAACCUACUUCUGUGGUCUAGUUAGUUAUCAGAUUGAAUAUUAUAUUAAUGGUGUUGUUGUUAUUAUUCAGCUAGCGGGCUGGUUAAGUUAGCAUUAGCCUAGCUAGGUAACAUCUCCAACCAUGAGGUUACUAAGCUUCUCUCCUGCUAAAGAAGAGGUCUGCUGGACGGAGGAAGAAGUUAUCGUGAAAAAGGAGGAGGAAGAGGAGACUGUUUCAAUACAAAAACAAGUAGAGGGUGAGGCUGUUACCGUGAAGGAAGAAGUGAAAGACGUUACAGUGAAGGAAGAGAAAGAGGAUGAUGCUGUUUUUGGAGUGAAAGAGGGGGAGGGGGAGAUGACUGUCACAUUGAAAAACGAGAAGGAAGAAGAGGAGGGAACUGGAUAUCUGCGCCUGGUUUCCCAAAUGCAUCUUAAGGCAUCCAAUGGUUCUAACGAUGAACGGGUCCUGAUUAACACUAGAGAGAGAUGUGACUAUCGUGGAUCCUCUGGGGAUCCUCAACAAUAUCAUGAUGCUGAUGAGGCAGAGAAGAGUCUCUCCACAUCAGAACUCCUCAAGAAACACCAGCAGAGACCCACAGGGAAGAAAUCUCAUUGCUGCUCUGACUGUGGGAAACGUUGCAAAUCUUCAUCAGAACUUAAAAUACACCAGCGAGUACAUACAGGAGAGAAACCUUAUAGCUGUGAUCAAUGUGGGAAGAGUUUUACUCAGUCAAGCUCCCUGAAAUCACACCAUAGAACACACACGGGAGAGAAACCUUUUGUCUGUUAUCAAUGUGGGAAGAGUUUUACUCAGCUAGGCAACCUGAUAGGACACCAGCGGGGACAUACAGGAGAGAAACCUUAUAGCUGUGAUCAAUGUGGGAAGAGUUUUACUACAUCUAGCUAUCUAACUAUACAUCAGAGAACACACACCGGAGAGAAACCUUAUGGCUGCGAUCAAUGUGGGAAGAGUUUUACUCAGCUAAGCAGCCUGAUAGUACACCGGAGGGGACACACAGGAGAGAAACCUUAUAGCUGUGAUCAAUGUGUGAACAGUUUUACCUCAUCUAGCUAUCUAACUAUACACCAGAGAACACACACUGGAGAAAAACCUUAUUGCUGUGAUAAAUGUGGGAAGAGUUUUACUCAACUAAGCAGCCUGAUAUCACACCAGAGAACACACACAGGAGAGAAAUAUAGCUGUGAUCAAUGUGGGAAGAGUUUUACUACAUCGAGCUAUCUAACUAUACACCAGAGAAUACACACAGGAGAUACAUCUUAUGGCUGUGAUCACUGUGGGAAGAGUUUUAUUCGGCUACAAACCCUGAAAUCACACCAGAGAAUACACACUGGAGAGAAACCUUAUAGCUGUAAUCAAUGUGGGAAGAGUUUUACUCAGCAAAACGGCUUGAUAUCACACCAGAGAACACACACAGGAGAGAAACCUUAUAGCUGUGAUCAAUGUGGGAAGAGAUACUCU